AUGUCUCAAAGCGAUAAGAAUAAGUCACAGUCAUUUAGUUUACCAGCACCAAAGGGCCCAACACCAACAACAAAGGAGUUAUUUAAUAAUGUUACUUGCCCCGUGUGCAAGAACCCUGACCCUGAUAUUGUAGAGGACUAUGCAAGAGGCGAUCUAAUCUGUAGAGAAUGUGGUGUGGUUAUUGGCGAUCGUAUUGUCGAUGAGCACAGCGAGUGGCGUACAUUCUCCAACUCAGAGUCGACUGGCUCUGACCCCAACCGUGUGGGAGGUCCCACCAACCCACUGCUAAGCGACUCAGGCCUGUCCACUGUCAUUGGCAAGGGCAACUCAAAGGACUCUGGUGCACUGUCGCGUAUGCAGAACAGGGGUGCGUUGGCAUCGGGCGACAGGACACUACUGAACGGCUUCAAGGAGAUCUCGAGAAUGGGUGACCACAUGGGUCUGCCACAGAUGGUGAUGGACACGGCCAACGAGCUGUACAAACAGAUGGAAGACAAGAAGUCUCUAAAGGGACGUUCUGCCGACGGAUUCCUGGCGGCCAGUCUCUACAUUGCCUGUCGUCUCAAGGGCAUCACGAGAACAUUCAAGGAGAUAUGCGCACUGUCCAACAAUGUCUCCAAGAAGGAUCUCAAUCGUUGCUACAAGCUCAUGAAGGAGUCGCUGUCAACCAAGGUCAACCUGCAAGCCAUCUCAACAGAGGACUUUAUGACUCGUUUCUGUGUCAACUUGCAGUUGCCCAAGGAGAUUAAGCAGGCCGCUGAACACGUGUCUCGCACUGCCACUGAGUUGGGCAUCGUCGCUGGAAAGAACCCAAUCUCUGUCGCUGCCGCCAGCAUCUACAUGGUCAGCCAACUCUCAGAGAAUGACAAGCGCACUCAAAAGACCAUCUCUGACAUCACCGGUGUCUCUGAAGUCACCAUUAGAAAUGCCUACAAGGAUCUCUAUCCCAAACGCGACUCACUGCUCCCACCUGGCUCCACCUUCCUCUCCAACCUCGCCAAUCUUCCAGCUCUCUAG
Messenger RNA from Acytostelium subglobosum LB1, 1017 nucleotides. RefSeq lists its product as hypothetical. The coding region runs from base 1 to 1017 and encodes 338 amino acids. Gene Ontology annotation, biological process: transcription initiation at RNA polymerase II promoter; transcription preinitiation complex assembly. Gene Ontology annotation, molecular function: TBP-class protein binding; RNA polymerase II general transcription initiation factor activity. Gene Ontology annotation, cellular component: nucleus; transcription preinitiation complex. NCBI's taxonomy places the organism in Eukaryota, Evosea, Eumycetozoa, Acytosteliales, Acytosteliaceae. The record is from RefSeq and is a predicted model, not a curated record. The transcript has a single exon.